AUGCCUUCUGCUCUCGAGAUCUCCGCCGGCGCCUGGCUGCUCGUCUCGCUCGGCCACACUGUCAAUGGCCGAGACUGGCAGUCACACGCCUCCAUCAAGACUUUGCCCCAGGAGCAAAAGACUUGCGCCCGCUUAGGAUGGUACCAGGGCAGCGGCUUUCUCUUCAUUGCCUCUCUUCUCAACUACUACUGGUCCAAGAAUCCAGCAGCGCUCCAGGACCCGAUUCAAAAGGCUGUUGCUGCUUCCUUUAGCGCCCUCCUCGGCGUCAGUUCCGUCAUCUAUGCUGUCAACGGCGUCACCAGCAAUUCUGUUGUGACGGCUCUUGUCUCUGCUCUCCAGGCUUAUGCUGCUUUCAAAGCCAACUAA
This is a messenger RNA of Beauveria bassiana ARSEF 2860, 366 nucleotides long. RefSeq lists its product as uncharacterized. Lineage: Eukaryota; Fungi; Ascomycota; Sordariomycetes; Hypocreales; Cordycipitaceae. The record is from RefSeq and is a predicted model, not a curated record. The transcript has 3 exons. The coding region runs from base 1 to 366 and encodes 121 amino acids.